Messenger RNA from Pygoscelis adeliae (Adelie penguin), 1792 nucleotides. It is a transcript of the gene ATG5, whose product is annotated as autophagy related 5. Gene Ontology annotation, cellular component: Atg12-Atg5-Atg16 complex; cytoplasm; phagophore assembly site membrane. The coding region runs from base 55 to 924 and encodes 289 amino acids. The record is from RefSeq and is a predicted model, not a curated record. The transcript has 8 exons. Lineage: Eukaryota; Metazoa; Chordata; Aves; Sphenisciformes; Spheniscidae. Gene Ontology annotation, biological process: autophagy of mitochondrion; nucleophagy; cellular response to nitrogen starvation.
GUUCUAGCUGAAGAAACAAACCGAUCUACAUGUGCUUCACUAUCCAUUGGAAGAAUGACAGAUGACAAAGAUGUGCUUCGAGAUGUGUGGUUUGGACGAAUACCAACUUGUUUCACUCUGUAUCAGGAUGAGAUAACUGAAAGGGAAGCUGAACCCUACUAUUUGCUUUUGCCAAGGAUAAGCUACUUGACACUGGUAACAGAUAAAGUGAAGAAACACUUUCAGAAAGUUAUGAGACAAGAGGAAGUUAGUGAAAUAUGGUUUGAAUAUGAAGGUACACCACUGAAAUGGCAUUACCCAAUUGGUUUGCUGUUUGAUCUCCAUGCAUCAAAUACAGCCCUUCCUUGGAGCAUCACAGUGCAUUUCAAGAAUUUUCCAGAAAAGGAUCUUCUGCACUGCCAUUCUAAGGAUGUGAUUGAAGCUCAUUUUAUGGCUUGUAUAAAAGAAGCAGAUGCUUUAAAGCACAAAAGUCAAGUCAUCAAUGAGAUGCAAAAAAAGGAUCAUAAGCAACUGUGGAUGGGAUUACAGAAUGAUAAAUUUGAGCAGUUUUGGGCAAUAAAUCGAAAACUCAUGGAGUAUCCUCCAGAAGAUAAUGGAUUUCGAUACAUCCCAUUUAGAAUUUAUCAGGCAACGACAGAGAGACCUUUUAUACAGAAGCUAUUUCGACCAAUUACUUCAGGAGGACAGUUGCAUACUUUGGGAGAUCUGCUAAAAGAUGUGUGUCCUAGUGCUAUCGCCCCUGAAGUACUUGUUAACACAUGGAAACAAUUUUCAAAAAUAACAAAAGAUGGAGAGCAGAAGACUCAAGUGAUGAUUCAUGGAAUUGAGCCAAUGCUGGAAACACCCAUACAGUGGCUAAGCGAACAUAUGAGCUAUCCGGAUAAUUUUCUCCACAUUAGUAUCAUUCCCCGACCUACUGAUUGAAACUCAGCUAUAUUGGUAUGAGGAUCAUUCUCAAGCUGGAAUUAUAAGGGCAUGUCAACUUCUUGCUUCUGUCAGCCUUGACAGAGGCAGCCUGACCAGAAAAAAAAAACAACAAAAAACCGAAACAAAACAAGAAGUCCUCACUGCUGCAAGCCAAACAGGAAGAGAGAUCCUAUCAUCAGAUAAGGGCAAUUGGGCUGGUCUUAUUUUGCAUCACCGCUGCUUUUCUUCACCGCUGUAAUUAAAUCAGUUGCGAUAUGAAAGAAUUUACAGGAGCUCUGCAAGUCUGCUGUUUUCUUGUAAAAUAUAAUGAAGCUGAAACUGUCAGCCGGAGAGCAAAUGGAAAUAUGCCACUUGAUUGUAUUUCUGAUUAACAAAUAAACAGGGCUGUUUCCUAAAGCGGUAGUGUUUCAACUUCGAGAGUGGAAACAUUGGUUUAAUUUUCUAGAAAGUUAGACACUGAGAGAUUCAGUUACCAAUAGCUUUUUGUAAAAGAUCAAAUUACUGUAAACCCAUCUUUCCUUAAUGAGAACUUCAUGUUUACAGUAUGUGUAUUGGUAUGCAAAUGAUCUUUUAACUUUGAUAACAAGCAGUGAGAGAUUUUAAAGUAAACCCGUGAGCAUGUUUUGUCAUUUAAAAACAUGCACAACUUAAUAAUUUACAAAUACUUUUGAUUUGUAUGCCGUUACUGAAUACUCCAGUAUGUUUAUUAUUCAAACCAGUUUUCAUAGACUAGCAAUGAUGUAGGAUAAUUUGUCUCAGGAUUUGUCAUGGCAUUUCUUUGUGCUCAUCUAAUUUUUUUUCUGUAAGGAUAUUUUCUUAAUGUAGUUUAAAAAGUUUAAAAAAAAAAGUAAACUGAUGUUGCAAA